Messenger RNA from Microsporum canis CBS 113480, 2150 nucleotides. RefSeq names its product PHD finger domain-containing protein. The record is from RefSeq and is a predicted model, not a curated record. The coding region runs from base 45 to 2150 and encodes 701 amino acids. The transcript has 3 exons. NCBI's taxonomy places the organism in Eukaryota, Fungi, Ascomycota, Eurotiomycetes, Onygenales, Arthrodermataceae.
GCCGGUCGUCUUGCCUCAUGCUGGUCCGGGGGUAAUCUGCUGCUAUGAAUUGGGACUAUCCUAUCCACAGCUUUACGGAUCCUAAUGUCGAACCUCAAACGCCCACGAGAACACCCACUACGAGCUCGUUCGAGACCCCAAAGCUUGAGUCCAGCUUCUAUGACCCUCGAGUUACAUGGGACACCGCAGACCCUUAUGGCUCCAGCCCGGAGCUGAUCAAAUUCGCUCCUCGAUUUGACCUCGCUUCUCCGUCUCCCCAGAGAGGCCAAUUACCAGAUAUUGAUAGAGUUGAUAAUGGGGUGACUGUCGGAAGUGUGAGGAAGACAAGGCCGUUGAGCAUCAUAUCUAGCUCUGGGCCUGAUAUUUCGGACGGAACCGAUGCUACGAGCCGUUCUGCUGCUUCGAUGCAGACCCCGCCGCCUACCAGCACCUCGCGGAGGAGAAAUCAGGAUGCCAUGAAUCUAAUGACCGAUGAUGCCGCUACGCCCGUGCAAGAGUCCAAUCCAAACCGCCUGGAGACUCCCAGCCGCUUCGUCGGGCUGUCUCCCAAUUUCUACGGCUUCCAGGGCACUCCUGAUUUUUUCCGUAUGGCUGGAGCUUCUUCUACGGAGCCAUCCUUCAUCCCUCGAUACCAGAUGCCCUGGGAUCAGGAGAAUGUGCCUCCGCCGUCGACGAUGGCAGACCCGGCAAUGUCUAGCAAUCCUUUUGACAUGUCUACGCACCCUCCGCUACAGCAGCCUGUCGACGCAUUCGACGCUGACCCGGCCAGUGAGGUCGGGCUGGAGACCCCAAAACUGCCGGUAACCCAGUCUGAUGGGAGGAAACGGGUGGGUUUGGGAGGUCCUCAGGACCAUCGCUAUCUUGACUCGCAGCCAGGUGUCGGCAUCAACGCCUCGUUCUCUACCUCGCCCCGUGUGCCUUUACUACAGGAUGACGACCCUUCCAUGUUCCUCAGCUCUCCAGCUCGACGGUUUGGCUUUUCUGACCCGUCAUACUCUCCCAACGCACCCCGGAUAGAGAACCGUCAACCAUACCAUUAUCAGAUGGAAGAGUCCGAGAGGGAUAGACGCGAACGGGGCUUAUGCAAGGUACCACGGACAAGAAGUGUUGGCCACUCAAGCAUGACUGGCAAUGUGGGUACUGCUACCAACUUCGAUACCUCCUAUGCUGCCUCGCUUCCUCGAUCAAGCUCUGGGAGACCGCCAGCGAGGCGAAUCACGACUCACUCCGGAGCUGUAACUCGACAGAGUUCCCUUUCCUCCGGGGCUGCAUGUGUUAUUCCGGGAAGCGGAGUGAGAAAAACGCCUUCCAAAGGCCGCACCUCGCCGUUCAAAUCACAGAUGCAUUCCUUUCGCCGGUCUACCUCCCUGGCUGCGCCCAUGGAAGCUCUCGUGCUCAAGGUGGGCAAGGAUGGAAUUGCAACUACCGAGAUGAAGCUGGCGGUACAGUCACAGCCUCAAUUGCCUGAUGUUUCCCCUGAUAUUAGUAUCGAGGAACUCUCUACCGAGAGUGACAGUGACCUGUCCGAUACUUCAGAACGUCGAAUCGCCAGGAGUCAGAAUCCCUCGUUUCAUUUCCCUGAUAUUACGCCUCGUAGACCCCGCAUUGCACGUACCCCCUCUUCUUCCCGUCCGCACUCCAAGUGCUCGUCUCGCUCAUCGACGGUGGGCUCCUCGCAUUCGGGGUAUAACCCAGGCUGGACGGGUACCUCGCGGGGCAGGGGCAGGCAGCUGGACACAUGGGAUGAACGCCGUCGACACUCCGUUAACCAAUCAAGCAACCAUUCCCGAAGCUACUCGAUCACCGACUCGGAAGCUACGCAGGAAGAUGACGAGGAUGAAGCGGACGGUGCAGGGCAUGCCCAACAUGCCCUUAAGCAGGUACUCCAGGCACGUAAACGCCAGACGGCAUCUGGCUAUGGGUCGGCAUCUAGAGCUUGUCACUCUUUGACGAUGGCAACGAUACGGUCUUCACCCCCGUUGGUGGGAUACCCCGAGUCGUAUUCAGGAGACCUCAGCUCACCCACGAAGGCGACUGACCAAGCAUCCGCCCCUACGCCGACUGUGGAACGCCAGAAUAACCCCAGCACUGGAACCAGAUGCGUGUGCAAUUCAAGAAAUAAUGGAGGACAUCUCAUGAUCCAAUGGUGA